Lepus europaeus (European hare) is the source of this 685-nucleotide messenger RNA. It is a transcript of the gene CLDN4, whose product is annotated as claudin 4. Gene Ontology annotation, cellular component: plasma membrane; bicellular tight junction. The record is from RefSeq and is a predicted model, not a curated record. Lineage: Eukaryota; Metazoa; Chordata; Mammalia; Lagomorpha; Leporidae. The transcript has a single exon. Bases 35 to 664 code for a protein of 209 amino acids. Gene Ontology annotation, molecular function: structural molecule activity. Gene Ontology annotation, biological process: bicellular tight junction assembly; cell adhesion.
AUCGCUAGAGCCCAGCAGAGACGCACGCGGAGCCAUGGCUUCCAUGGGACUACAGGUGAUGGGGAUCGCCCUGGCCGUGCUGGGCUGGCUGGGCUCCAUGCUGUGCUGCGCCAUGCCCAUGUGGCGCGUGACGGCCUUCAUCGGCAGCAACAUCGUCACCUCGCAGGUCAUCUGGGAGGGGCUGUGGAUGAACUGUGUGGUGCAGAGCACCGGGCAGAUGCAAUGCAAGGUGUACGACUCGCUGCUGGCGCUGCCGCAGGACCUGCAGGCGGCCCGCGCGCUCACCAUCAUCUGUAUCAUCGUGGCCGCCUUCGGCGUGCUGCUGUCCGUGGUCGGGGGCAAGUGCACCAACUGUGUGGAGGAUGAGACGGCCAAGGCCAAGACCAUGAUCGUGGCGGGCGUGGUGUUCCUGCUGGCCGGCCUGCUGGUGAUGGUGCCCGUGUCGUGGACGGCCCACAACGUCAUCCAGGACUUCUACAAUCCGCUCGUGGCGUCCGGGCAGAAGCGGGAGAUGGGCGCCUCCCUCUACAUCGGCUGGGCAGCCUCGGGCCUGCUGCUGCUCGGCGGGGCUCUGCUGUGCUGUAACUGCCCGCCACGCGCCGACAAGCCCUACUCGGCCAAGUACUCGGCUGCCCGCUCCGCCCCGGCCAGCAACUACGUGUGAGGCUCCGGCUGAUCGACUGUG